Anopheles darlingi is the source of this 3000-nucleotide messenger RNA. Its product is annotated as transmembrane channel-like protein 6. NCBI's taxonomy places the organism in Eukaryota, Metazoa, Arthropoda, Insecta, Diptera, Culicidae. Gene Ontology annotation, molecular function: mechanosensitive monoatomic ion channel activity. Gene Ontology annotation, cellular component: plasma membrane. The record is from RefSeq and is a predicted model, not a curated record. The coding region runs from base 259 to 2850 and encodes 863 amino acids. The transcript has 5 exons.
CUAUAAGUGGCUGCAACUAGUGGAACCUGGUGGAUAUCUAGGACGGUGGCCUUGGUGUUGGCUUUACGUGUGCCCCGCCCCUAGGUACCGUUUAUUCGCCCUCCUUCGACACGUCCAUCAACACCAUCGAUCAAAUUACCAAGGGGCUCUUCUCGGGCUCGGCCUUCAUCAGGAUAACGUGCGGGUGUAGUGCUGGAGCACCGAGGUGGUGUUAUGUGUUCCGUAAUCCGGUGGUGAUUCGUGCGUGAUUGGUGCGAGAUGGCACGCCAUCGGACGGUGCAGCACGAUGCGAUGUGCCAGAUCGAGAUACACGAAGGACCGGUGGGCGGAGGGGACCGCUUGUAUCGAUCCAUUGCUGCGAACGCGAGUAGAGAGGAAGACAAAAUAGAAGUACUCGCGGAGGACGCGGAUGGGCUGGUCGUUAGUGACGGUGGCGAUAUGGAGGGCGCUGACAACCCGCUCGCCAUGGCCGAAGCGACCUCCGAUGCGGAAGGGAUAAGCACCGAGGAUCAGUUUCAAUCGCCGAGUGUCGUUACCACGAAUGGUGUCGUCGGUGGCAAUGAAAGCUUCUCCCAGAGCUUCCGGCGCUGGUCGAGCAACCUCGGUCGCAGCGUCAAGAACAACAAGCGUACAGUCUAUAACAAGACAAUCCGCCUGAUGCCGUCACGGCUACAGAAGACGCUCUCGAUCGAUGGCGAUCUCAUCACAACGAGCGGAUCCGACGUUGACCAUAUCACCAUGGAGCUCGAGCAGCGGGAGCAGCUGAUGGAGGACAACCCGAUCGCAGAGCAGCUACGCAUCGAGGCGAUUAAGUCGAUCGCACAGCGGAUCGCCACCAAGCGCCAGAUCCGGGCCCAGCUCACGCAGACGGUCAACCGACGAGCUACGCGCUCGAAAUCGAUCGGACUGUUGCGACGCUACAACUACAGCGGCAAGGUGUACGCUGCACGGAUCGCCAAACUGCUCAAAAGCUUCGUCACGAACUUCGAGCUGUUCUAUGGCAGCAUGAAGCAGAUCGAGGGUCACUUUGGCAGCCGUAUCAGCGCGUAUUUCAAGUUUCUCCGCUGGCUGUUGGUGCUGGAUUUGACGCUGUUGCUGUUUAUUGUGUCGUUCGUCACGUUCCCGCAGCUAUUGGCUGGACCGACGGAGGCCCCGACAUCAAACACCAACGAGCCAACCGCCAACGUUCGCGACUACUUCAGCUUUGUGGAUUUGUUCACCGGGGAGGGCUACCUUACCAAGAGCGUGCUUUACUAUGGUGCGUACAGCAAUCAAUCGUUCACAUUGGUACCGGGCACUGCCGAGUACAGCCUACCGCAUGCCUACUUCCUCACGAUCACGGUCAUGGUGUUGGCUACGUUCAUCGUGGUGUCGAUCAGCAUGGGUCGCUCGUACCGUAUUAGCUUCAUCGAGGCGAGCGGCACGGUGCAGAACAUCCUGACGCACAAAAUCUUCUGCUCGUGGGAUUACGGCAUCGCGAACGAAAAGGCCGCCCGGCUCAAGCACGCUACCAUCCGGCACGAGCUGCUCGAGCAGCUGGCACAGCGCAAUCGUCCGCCACCGGUGACCGGACGGUGGCAGCAUCUGCGGAGCACCGCACUACACGCGCUCGCCCACGCCACCGUCCUGGCCCUGAUUGUUGGCGUAGCGGCCAGUGUCUGGGCACUGCUGGCGCGUUUUGGCGAAACCGAACAUUUCGCGGCCUGGUCCGCACUGUACGUGUCGCUCCUGUCGAAUGUGACGCGGCUCGUGUUUGGGCGCAUAUUUCGAAUGCUCGGCAAGGUCGAGCGCUAUCGCACCGUAGCGACCCAACUCAACAUCCAGCUGCUACGCGAUUUUCUGCUGCAGCUCACGAUCGUCGGCGUCCUGCUGGCAUUCUGGUUGACACGCUCGCAUACCGGCUGCUGGGAGACGGCCAUCGGACAGGAGCUUUACCGGCUGAUCGUCGUCGAUUUCCUGCUCUCGACUCUCCUACUCACCGUCGUCAGUGCAGUACGGUACGGGUUGCAUCGGCGGUGCACCACGGCAACGAUCACACCACCUCCCUUCUGCCUGGAAACGCACAGCCUCGGUCUGAUCUACAACCAGACGCUGCUCUGGUUCGGGCUGCUGUUUGCCCCCCUGCUAGUGCCCGUGGUCGCCCUCAAAUUUCUCUUCCUCUUCUACGUGAACAAGUUCGAGCUGUUGUACCUGUGCCAGCCACCGACAAAGCUGUGGCGCUCCAGCCAAACGCAAACGCUGCUGCUGGUGCUCGUGUUCGUCUCGCUGUUCGGUGUACUGCUUACGCACGGCUACAUCAUCACGCAGGUGCGCGUCAGCAGUGAGUGCGGACCGUUUCGCGGUACCGACUACAUGUACCAGCUGUUUAUGCAGGGCAUCCUGAAACUGCGCGAGGAGCACUUGUUCUGGCGGGUGUUCGUCUACAUCACCAAGCCGGCCAUUAUCGGCGGGGUGCUGCUGGCGAUGGGCGUCGUCGCCUAUUAUUUGCGAGCCAAAUCACGCGCCCAGAUCGCCAAGGUGAAGCUCCUGAAGGAGCUGCUGUGCAUGGAAGCGAAGGACAAGGAAUUUCUGCUCGCCAACCUCAGCAAGAUAGCGCGCGGCAAGGAGUGCAUCGGCGACGGGUUCGGCAGCGAUCGGAUCGAUGGCUGCCUACGGGGAGGAGGCCUUCGGAGUGGCGCCACCGAUAAAUAUGCGACCGAUCCGAGCGCUACCUGGCGGUACGAGCAUUCGCAACCGACCGUACGCAGCGGUACCAGUACCGUGCCGUCCGGAUCGAGCCUUACUGGAUCACCCGUCCGUGGUUAUCACCGCUUUGAGGAUGAGGAGAAGCUUCGCAUGCGAAGAUCUUAGAAGAGAGCAGCCGCAGCGUAUCCUAUUGUGCUGUAGCAGCGAUAAGGACUCGACGAAGUGAUUGUGUAAGUGUAAUCGAAUAUGUAAUAGAAAACAUAACAUUAUCUUUCACCAACUACCGGCUACACCCCGGGGGCCGUUUGAUACGCU